This is a messenger RNA of Acipenser ruthenus (sterlet), 3591 nucleotides long. RefSeq names its product zinc finger protein 722-like. Gene Ontology annotation, biological process: regulation of transcription by RNA polymerase II. Gene Ontology annotation, molecular function: RNA polymerase II cis-regulatory region sequence-specific DNA binding; DNA-binding transcription factor activity, RNA polymerase II-specific. NCBI's taxonomy places the organism in Eukaryota, Metazoa, Chordata, Actinopteri, Acipenseriformes, Acipenseridae. Bases 482 to 2029 code for a protein of 515 amino acids. The transcript has 3 exons. The record is from RefSeq and is a predicted model, not a curated record.
UACCGUACCCGAUUCUAUGGCUGCUGGUCAAGGAUGCAUUACCAGUAUCUUUAAUCCGGAGGCUUUCAGUAGGCGGCGCCAAUCUGUAGCGCGAGGUGACGACGCGCUCGUCUCCAUGGGAGCAGGAAGCGGAAGCGGAAGUGUGUGCUGGUUUCUUUACAGUGUGUCUGGCACUGUUCAGUUGCAACACCAGAGAAGCUGCGUUUGUUUGUAUGAUUUGUUUACCGAGCAAGUAAAUCAGAUACAGUGUCUCAGGUCUGAACUGUAGGUUUCUGAAAAGGACGAGUUUUGGAGUUUAUUUGUUUAUGGCGCCAGAAGGCUGUGUACUGAUUGUAUUGUUACAGUAACUCGCUGUGUUCGUACCUAGUAUCUACUUGCUACCUUAAUCAAGUGCUGAUUGAAUAGAAAGCGAGUCUCCAAAUAUUAUUAAUAAUAAAAGCCGGAAUAAGGAGAGGAUAUAAGUCUCAAACUAAAGUCAGAGAUGAUGGACUUCAGUAUGUACGUUUCAUUCUUUCAAUACGAGCUCGGCUCUACCAUCGAGCACGCAGUGAAAGCGGCUGUAGACACCGUCUUGUGCGAAAUCACAAAAGUUGUCGGCGGCAAAUUCACUGAAUUCCGAAUGGAAAUGGCUGGAAAGGAGAAAGAGAAUGAAAGUCUGAAGCUGAGAUUGGAAAUAUCAGAGAGCGAGUUGAAAGCAGUGCGGGAAUGCAUGAACGCUGCAGAUGCAGACAUUAAACAACCUCUCAGAAACAUGAACCCCGACUGCAAUGAGCAAGACUUUCAGAGGAACGAGAACCAGGGGUUAUUCAUCAGAGUUAAAGAUAAUACAGAGAGGCAGACUUUCACUGAAGCAGAUGAGGGGCUAGACGCUGUUUACACACAAGAGGGGAUCUUUGGUCAUGAACAGUGUGCAAGUUUAAUACAGGUUGCACAGCAGACGUCUUUGGAAGGUAAAGAAGCCCCAAGAAUUGAGUCUGUCCACAUUAAAGAGGAGGCCCCUGAAUUUGAACUUGUUCACAUUAAAGAAGAGGCCCCUGAACUGCAACCUGUCAAUAUGCUGGAGGAGAAUAUAGUUAAGCUGGGAUCUAGCCAUUGUGAUGACUGUCCUCCUGAAUUGAUCUGCAUGAAACACAAUCAAGACACUUGUUCUACUGUUAGAGAAAAGGGCACUGUGCUGGGGUCCGUUCAGGGGGAAUAUCACACCCCUGAAGAUGGAAAGGAGGAAGGAAUAAAAUGUCAUGCACAAGCAGCACAAUUAGAUAGAGGAAGACACAACUUCACUCCAGCACCCCCUUCUGAUGGCAAAAUGCAGCAUAAGAAACACAGAGAGUCUUCAUCGCAAGAUGAAUAUGUGAAGAAACUGGGAACUCGCUCAGUCCAAAAUCUUUCUGUACAAGAUAGCAGACCACUUACUCUGGGUUAUAUAGUGACUCCACAUCCCGAAGUUGUUAAUAAUUCUGCAACCCAGGGCAACUUCAUUCCCCUACAAACUCCCCUGCAGAUUCCUUCAGAGCAGAUCUUGUAUCACUGUACUGAAUGUGGCACCAAUUUCAGUGACCUGGGAAACCUGAAAGCACACCAACAGAUUCACAAAGAACAGAAACCCCAUCACUGUACUGAAUGUGGAAAAAGCUUCAGAUGGGUAGGUGGGCUUACAACUCACCAGCGUAUUCACACAGGAGAGAAACCCUAUCUGUGUACUGAGUGUGGGAAGAGUUUUAAUCAUAAAUUUGGCCUUCAAUCACACCAGCUAAUUCACACGGGAGAGAAACCGUUUCACUGUACUGAUUGCGGGAAGAGAUUCAGAGAUUCAGUAAAAUUAAAAGAACACCAGCGAAUUCACACUGGAGAGAAACCUUAUGAAUGUCCUGUAUGUGGAAAGGGUUUCAGUCGGAGAGACAACCUUAGAAUACACCACAGAAUCCACACAGGAGAGAAACCUUUUGAGUGUACUGACUGUGGGAAGAGAUUUGUAGAGUCAAAUAAACUGAAGAGACACCGUCGAGUUCACAGAGAUUUAGUCCGUUAGGACGUGCCUAUCAGGACAGUCCUGGGAGUUCCUGGUAUUUGCAGAAAGCCAUCAGCAGGAUGCUAUACCUGCAGCAUACAGAUGUGUGCCAUACAUUUAUGGCCAGCCAAAUUAUCAUUUAGCGAAAUCUCAAAUUGCAUUUUACGACAGCUUGAAAUAUUUAGAGAUAUCUGUAAAUCAUUUGCAGAUAUCUGUAAAUGAAUGAGAUAUGUAAGCAAUGAAGCACGACAAGGUGUGUGAUAUACUCAAAUAUCACCACGUCCCGGGUUCAACCGCCUGGCCAUGGUGGCAUUAGAGUAUAUCACACAUCCUGAAGUGCCUGUUACUCUUAUGGAAUGGGUUAACGAAAUAAAAAAAAGUUAAAACGUCCAGAUGAGAAGAACGGACAGAAAGGGGGCAACAGCAACAAAACAUCCAUUUAACCCCCAAAUUAAGAGCAACACAAAUCUUUAUAAAAAGCUGAAAGUUUACAUAUAUUUUGUCAGAUAAAUUGCAAUAUGUCUGUCUUUUUUUUUUUUUCUCCAAACUUCUCGUGGCAUAUAGAUAUCUACCAGUGAUUUGCCCCUUUUUUGAAAAGAAGUGUCGACCCGUGGUGAUAGGCUGUAAUAUCAACACCCCCAUUUGACCGGUUUUAACCAAUCAGGAUAGAGUAUUUACAGAUAACUAAAUAAACCCUUCCUGUUCAUUUAGAGAUAUCUGUAAAUAACAUCCUGUUCAUAUAGAGAUGUCUUUAAAUCAUGUAGAGAUAUUUGAAAAUAAAGUAAUUUGAAGAUAACUCAGAUGAUUUAGAGACAUCUCUUAAUGAUAAUUUGGCUUGCCAAAUCAUAGUGCUAGGCAACGGACAUGAUACAGUGACUCAAAUUGCAUGAGCUACAACAAUGGGCAGGUGGGUUAUGGAGAUCACAAUCCAAGUUAACUAGUUGCUUGCUCCACUCUAUUUGAUGUUCGUGUCUUGAAUAUUUCAAUCAGUAUUACAGUUCAUGGUCACAGUUCCAUCCUUACACUAGUGUAUUAAAGGGGGCCCUGAAAGCUGUCACAGCUACAUGUGUGCUACAGAAGAUUGGUUAAAGACUUUGCAUUUGGUGCUGCUGUGCUUGUGUUUACUAUGUUCUGGCAUUUCCUCUAGAUGAAACCUUCUGGUAAUUUAUUUAUUGAGCGCACUAUGUUAAAGUUAAAGUUAACGAAAAGGCAUUAAAUGAACUAACAUUAAGAAUAGGCUUAAAAAAUAUAUAUAUAUUGAUUCAUUACAAAAGCUUUUUAAUUACAAUAAAAAAAGACAAUUAAAUUAACAUGUAAUAAAAGUAAUGAAAUGCCAUACCACCCAUAACUCAGAUGCAUCCUGGUUAGGCUUUUAUCAUAGGUACCGAGAUGUGAUGGGCAGGAUAACAUUCAGUGAUGAUGGGAGCAGUGAAAAUGGCAGUGGUAAGAACAUUCAUUUUAAACCUCAGCAACAACAUCUUAACAAGGAAAAGUUCCACUAAACAAUGAUAAUGGGAGCAGUGAAAAUACAUCUCCAAUCACAUUUUCAAUGCUGCUCUGGUCAGACACAAAUAAAAGUUGUA